GGGCAGCAGUCGGCGGUGGGCUGGAAAAGGAAGAGUGCGCCUGCGCGGGAGGUCGAGGCUAUGCGUGGAAGUGGGGCGGCCCUCGCUGGCAGGCGCCGGGAGGAGGCCGGAGGACAGGGCCCGCGGCAGCCGCGGGGAGGCCAGGACCCCUGCGGAUCCCCGGCCUGGGUCAGUGAGGAGCCCUGGUGAUCCAGCCAGGCCUGGGGCUCCCAUCCUCAUCCCCAUCGCGCGCCUCACGGAGAACGACAGCCAACUGGGUCCCUACCCCUACCUUUGGGACGUACCCAGCAGGUGUGCGGGAGAGCGAGGCCUAGGCGUGGCGUGUGUGGUCCACGGACUUCCUCGCGGGUGGAAGAUUUUCUACCAGAUGUUCCACCGUUAUAAUGCUGGAGUUAAGAAGUCUUUAUUCCUUUGCUUCAAACCAGAAGACCUUGUUCUCUGCAUAUAGAGUAGGAGUAAUGUUGAUUAGAAACUGGCUGGUAUUUAAAACUGAAGAUUGUCAUGACUGUUUAACCUAAGCUCUAUGCUGAAGUCAGAUUAAUUGUCUUGGAAAUACUAAAUUGGGGUAACCCAAAUCUGUUUCUGGAACCAUGAAAAUUUUGCUGGUUUUCGACUUUGACAAUACAAUCAUAGAUGACAAUAGUGACACCUGGAUUGUACAGUGUGCUCCAGAGAAGAAGCUUCCUAUUGAACUACAAGACUCUUAUAAAAAAGGAUUUUGGACAGAAUUUAUGGGCAGAGUCUUUAAGUAUUUGGGAGAUGAAGGUGUAAGAGAAGAUGAAAUGAGAAGAGCAAUGAUAUCAAUGCCUUUUACUCCAGGGAUGGUGGAACUUUUAAACUUUAUAAGAAAGAACAGGGAUAAAUUUGACUGCAUCAUUAUUUCAGAUUCAAACUCAGUCUUCAUAGAUUGGGUUUUAGAAGCUACCAAUUUUCUUGAUGUGUUUGAUAAAGUAUUUACAAAUCCAGCAGCUUUUGAUAGCAGUGGUCAUCUCACUGUGGGAAAUUAUCAUGCUCAUUCUUGCAAUAGGUGCCCCCAAAAUCUUUGCAAAAAUGUAGUUUUGGUAGAAUUUGUAGAUAAACAGUUAAAACAAGGAGUGACUUAUACGCAAAUUGUUUAUAUAGGUGAUGGCGGAAAUGAUGUCUGUCCAGUAACCUUUUUAAAGAAGAAUGAUGUUGCCAUGCCACGGAAAGGAUAUACUUUACAGAAAACUCUUUCUAGAAUGUCUCAAAAUCUUGAGUCUAUGGAAUCUUCUGUUGUAGCUUGGUCUUCAGGUGUUGAAAUAAUUUCUCACUUACAAUUCCUAAUAAAGGAGUAAUCUGCCAACAA
Messenger RNA from Vicugna pacos (alpaca), 1327 nucleotides. NCBI's taxonomy places the organism in Eukaryota, Metazoa, Chordata, Mammalia, Artiodactyla, Camelidae. The record is from RefSeq and is a predicted model, not a curated record.